Mesoplodon densirostris (Blainville's beaked whale) is the source of this 3234-nucleotide messenger RNA. RefSeq names its product angiomotin (gene AMOT). Gene Ontology annotation, cellular component: plasma membrane; cytoplasmic vesicle; bicellular tight junction. The record is from RefSeq and is a predicted model, not a curated record. Lineage: Eukaryota; Metazoa; Chordata; Mammalia; Artiodactyla; Ziphiidae. Bases 1 to 3234 code for a protein of 1077 amino acids. The transcript is spliced from 11 exons. Gene Ontology annotation, molecular function: signaling receptor activity. Gene Ontology annotation, biological process: actin cytoskeleton organization; angiogenesis; establishment of cell polarity involved in ameboidal cell migration.
AUGAGAAAUUCUGAAGAACAGCCAAGUGGAGGAACCACAGUAUUGCAGCGUCUGCUACAAGAGCAGCUCCGCUAUGGCAAUCCUAAUGAGAAUCGCAACCUGCUUGCCAUACACCAGCAAGCCACAGGGAACGGCCCUCCUUUCCCCAGUGGCAGUGGGAACCCAGGCCCUCAGAAUGAUGUGUUGAGUCCCCAAGACCACCACCAACAGCUUGUGGCUCAUGCUGCUCGACAAGAACCCCAGGGGCAGGAAAUCCAGUCAGAAAACAUCAUCAUGGAGAAGCAGCUUUCCCCUCGAAUGCAGAAUAACGAAGAACUCCCGACCUAUGAGGAAGCCAAGGUCCAGUCCCAGUACUUUCGGGGCCAACAGCAUGCCAGUGUCGGAGCUGCCUUCUAUGUCACGGGAGUGACCAACCAGAAGAUGAGGACUGAGGGACGCCCAUCAGUUCAGCGGCUCAAUCCUGGAAAAAUGCAUCAGGAUGAAGGACUCAGAGACCUUAAGCAAGGACAUGUUCGCUCCUUGAGUGAACGACUAAUGCAGAUGUCACUGGCCACCAGUGGAGUUAAGGCCCAUCCGCCUGUUACCAGCGCUCCCCUCUCCCCACCACAACCCAAUGACCUCUACAAGAAUCCCACAAGUUCCAGUGAAUUCUACAAGGCCCAAGGGCCACCUCCCAGCCAGCAUAGCCUGAAGGGCAUGGAACACCGAGGCCCCCCACCAGAGUAUCCCUUCAAGGGCAUGCCACCCCAGUCUGUAGUGUGCAAGCCCCAAGAGCCAGGGCACUUCUAUAGUGAGCAUCGUCUGAACCAGCCAGGGAGAACAGAGGGGCAACUGAUGAGGUAUCAGCAUCCCCCUGAGUAUGGAGCAGCCAGGCCAGCGCAGGACAUCUCAUUGCCGUUGUCAGCCCGGAACUCUCAGCCUCACAGUCCUACUUCUUCCCUCACGUCUGGGGGUUCCUUACCCUUGCUGCAGUCUCCACCAUCCACUAGAUUAUCUCCUGCCCAACACCCCUUGGUCCCAAACCAAGGAGACCACUCAGCUCACCUGCCUAGGCCGCAGCAGCAUUUCCUUGCUAACCAGGCUCACCAGGGGGAUCAUUACCGUCUCGCCCAGCCUGGCCUGAGUCAGCCGCAGCCGCCGCCGCCACACCAUCACCACCAUCACCAGCAGCAGCAGCCACAGCAGCAGCCAGGAGAAGCCUAUUCAGCUAUGCCUCGGGCCCAGCAGUCGUCUGCUUCGUAUCAGCCAAUGCCAGCCGACCCUUUUGCCAUUGUUUCCAGAGCCCAGCAGAUGGUUGAGAUUCUCUCAGAUGAGAACCGGAACUUGCGGCAGGAGUUGGAAGGAUGCUACGAGAAGGUGGCGAGACUGCAGAAGGUGGAGACAGAAAUCCAGCGUGUCUCAGAGGCAUAUGAGAACCUUGUGAAGUCAUCCUCCAAAAGAGAGGCCCUGGAGAAAGCCAUGAGAAACAAGCUUGAGGGCGAGAUUCGGAGGAUGCAUGACUUCAACAGGGAUCUGAGAGAGCGUCUAGAGACGGCCAACAAGCAGCUUGCAGAGAAGGAAUAUGAGGGGUCAGAAGAUACCAGAAAAACCAUCUCUCAGCUCUUUGCAAAAAAUAAGGAGAGCCAGCGGGAGAAGGAGAAACUGGAAGCGGAGCUGGCCACUGCCCGUUCUACCAACGAGGACCAAAGGCGACACAUUGAAAUCCGAGACCAGGCCCUGAGCAACGCCCAGGCCAAGGUGGUAAAGCUGGAGGAAGAGCUGAAAAAGAAGCAAGUGUACGUAGAUAAGGUGGAAAAGAUGCAGCAAGCUCUUGUACAGCUCCAGGCAGCAUGUGAAAAACGAGAGCAGCUGGAGCACCGUCUCCGGACACGACUGGAGAGAGAGCUGGAAUCCCUCCGAAUCCAGCAGCGCCAGGGCAUCUCUCAGCCCACCAAUGUUUCAGAAUACAAUGCCGCUGCACUGAUGGAGCUCCUUCGUGAGAAGGAGGAGAGGAUCCUGGCCCUGGAAGCUGACAUGACUAAGUGGGAACAGAAGUAUUUAGAGGAGAAUGUGAUGAGACAUUUUGCUCUGGAUGCUGCGGCCACCGUAGCUGCUCAGAGGGACACGACGGUCAUCAGCCACUCUCCUAACACCAGCUAUGACACAGCUCUAGAAGCUCGCAUCCAGAAGGAGGAAGAAGAAAUCUUGAUGGCCAACAAGCGUUGCCUUGACAUGGAGGGCAGGAUUAAGACCCUCCAUGCCCAGAUUAUUGAGAAGGAUGCCAUGAUCAAGGUACUCCAGCAGCGUUCCCGGAAGGAGCCAAGUAAGACAGAGCAGCUGUCAUCUAUGCGGCCAGCAAAGUCUCUGAUGUCCAUUUCCAAUGCUGGAUCAGGCUUGCUCUCCCAUUCUUCCACCCUGACUGGCACCCCCAUCAUGGAAGAGAAGCGGGAUGACAAGAGCUGGAAGGGGAGCCUAGGUAUCCUCCUGGGUGGAGACUACCGUGCCGAGUCUGUCCCUUCCACCCCCUCGCCUGUGCCGCCCUCGACUCCCCUACUGUCAGCUCACUCCAAGACAGGCAGCCGGGACUGCAGCACGCAAACAGAACGGGGAACGGAACCCAACAAAACCGCAGCUGUCGCUCCCAUCUCUGUUCCUGCUCCAGUUGCUGCUGCCGCCACUGCUGCCGCAAUCACUGCCACCGCUGCCACCAACACCACCACCAUGGUAGCUGCUGCUCCAGUGGCUGUUGCUGCUGCUGCUCCAGCCGCCGCCGCCGCCCCGUCUCCAGCAACUGCUGCUGCUGCUCUUGCUGCUGCUGUUUCUCCAGCUGCUGCUGCUGCUCAGAUUCCAGCUGCUGCCUCUGCUGUUGCUGCUGCUGUUGUUGCUCCUGCUGCUGCUGCUGCUGUUCAGCUUGCUCCAGCUGCUCCGGCUCCGGUUCCAGCUCCGGCUCCAACUCCAGUUCCGGCUUCAGCAGCGGCUCAGGCUUCUGCUCCAGCUCAGACUCAGGCACCAACUCCAGCUCCGGCUGCAGCUGCUCCUCCAGCUCCAGCUCCAGCUCCAGCUUUGGCUCAGGCUGAGGCUCCUGCAAGUCCAGCUGCCGGUUCUGGACCACGUCGUUUGUCUAUACCAAGUUUGAGCUGCAAUCCAGAUAAGACAGAUGGCCCUGUUUUCCACUCCAAUACUCUGGAAAGAAAAGCUCCCAUUCAGAUCCUGGGACAAGAGCCUGAUGCAGAGAUGGUGGAAUAUCUCAUCUAA